Uloborus diversus is the source of this 12856-nucleotide messenger RNA. It is a transcript of the gene btv, whose product is annotated as cytoplasmic dynein 2 heavy chain 1-like. Lineage: Eukaryota; Metazoa; Arthropoda; Arachnida; Araneae; Uloboridae. Gene Ontology annotation, molecular function: dynein intermediate chain binding; ATP hydrolysis activity; minus-end-directed microtubule motor activity. The record is from RefSeq and is a predicted model, not a curated record. Gene Ontology annotation, biological process: microtubule-based movement. Gene Ontology annotation, cellular component: dynein complex.
AUGAGCACAGGCGACAGCCGAAAGAAUUACAUUCUUGCUAACAUUCGGGAUUUCUUUGCUGCCGAUGCAUCGGAAUUAAAUCUGUCUCGCUUGGUUAAUGCUGAAUCUCUGGAAAGUUUUUUAGAUAGCCGAAAUUGCUCUGUUUUGUGUGCGUACCUUGAUGGAUCUGAAAUUUUUGUGAACAACAAAGUAGAGCCGAAGGGAUCAGGGGACCGUGUACUUGUUUUCUUCAAGCGACGACCAGAUGUCGUCACUCCAGAUAAUCUGUUAUCAGACGUUUUUGUGUCAUCAAUGGUAGAUUCACCUAUCAGUUCCUUGUACCAUGCAUUGAAAAAAGUGUUCGCACCAGUGCUGUUGCAGGAUGAACGUUGGAACCGAAAAGUGGAUCCAAAGCUGAAGCGCUUACUGGGCCAUCUGGAGACGAGUUUGGCAGCAUCUCUUCGGUCUCAGGAUGCAUCUGUUGACGAUACCCCGGAUCCUGAUGCUUUAUCAAUCAUCUUCACUCCAUCAGAUGAAUACAACUAUUGGAAAGAAAUGCAGGGCAGCCUUCCCACUCAAGACCAAAGGGCAAGAGCAGCUUUGUUUUGUGAGCUCAUGGAGCCAUUUCGGACCCUGUUCGAGCCUGGAGCGUCUUUCAGCGAAAUGAAAGACGCCUUGGAGACAUCCUUCAACAUUCUGGAUGAUGUUUGGAAACAAGAUGAUCAUUCACCCGGUUUUCCAGCGGAUAGGAUGGUCAAUCUCAUGGACAUAGUAGGCAAUACUAUGGGAAAUUUUAUUCAGACAAAAUUGCAGGAAUUGGACUUGUGGACUGGGAAACUUUCCCUGAUAGAGGAUCAAUUCUUACAGAGUAUAGAUUUGUGCGAAACGUGGAUGGAUUUAUGCCAGAAACUAACGGUCCUUUUCUGGCCCAAUUACACUCCACACCCGUGGAAAAGAGGAGUUUUUGCGCCGCCUUACCUCUUGCAUUUCUGUAAAAGACUCAACGAGAUUCUAGUUUUAAGGAGUGUUCACAGUCAAGUUCAGGAUCUUCUAACCCCAGAUGAAGCAUCUCAGAUGGGCUUAUCUGCUUCGUUAAAGCCCCUCUUAGCUCUUAACCCCCUGAAUUGCAAUCCAUAUACAGAAGUUCUGUGGGAAGCAGCCCUCGCACAGCAUGAUCAUGCCACAGCUCCUGCUAAAAAACGAGUCGCUCACAAAUUAAGAGGUCGACUCGGCACUUCUCAAGCUAAUCCUCUUCAGCUUAUUCAAGAGUUCAAGAAAUAUGAGCACCUCAUUAAGCAGCCAAUCAUCAAGGAAGAGCUUACUACUGAAAGAGAAUUGCUCUUGGGACAGUUAAUGGAGUAUAUGAAAACCGUUCAGAAAGACUUUAUGGUCCAUUCCACCAGUGCAAAAAACGACGCCACAGCUGGAAUUCUUUGUAGUCCUGAACUCAUCAAUAAUGUCACAUGGAUCAGACAACUGGACAGCAAGAUUCGAGAAGUGUCUACUUUGAGCAAAUCCAUGCUGAGUGACAUUGAUGGUUAUCAGAAUCUUGCAAGAGACAUCAAAGCGGUACUAAAUGAUUUCCAGACCUACAACAAAGAAAAGUUCGAUACAUGGUCGCAAGAAGUUAUGGAUGGUUUGCGCAACAGAAGUUUGGGGCUGGACACUGGUCGCCCUGUGAUAUUUUUGAAUGAACGAGGUCAACCGGAAGUAAGCUAUAGUCCGCGUUUGGUUACUCUGAUGCGAGAAGUUCGCCAACUGCGAGUUCUUGGUUACCCCAUUCCAGGAAAAAUCUUGGAACUGGAAGAAAAAGCAAAAAGACACUACACACAGGCUAAAACGCUACAACAAGUAGUAAACUUCUACAAGACAAUUGCUGAUCACAUGAUUCUGAGCCAGCAGCCACUCAUGUUGGAGGCAGCACGCGCCUUCACCAGGGUGGUGGACGAAAAAAAUGCUGUCACGUGGGAUGACGCACCUGGAUUGGACGCUCACAUCCGGAAACUGCAACAAGCUGUCGAAAGGCUAUCCCGAGAAAACAGGAUGUUGCGCAAACAACAUUUCGUAGUCAACGAAAUGGUGCUGAAACUAAUGAACACUGAUUUGCUAAGGCAGCAACAGCAGUGGAAAGAUGUGCUGGUUGACAUUCGUAGCAUUUUUGUUAAACUACAAGAACAGGGCUUUUCUUCGGAACAUAUGAGGCCAUGGAGGGCCCACUGGGAUCGCCAAUUGUACAAAGCAUUAGAAUACCAGUACCAACUGGGACUAGAGGUACUUAAUGAGCACCUACCCGAGAUGAAAAUAGACUUAGUGUACCGGAAUGGCAGUCUUCAGUUUCGUCCUCCUAUCGAAGAAGUUCGUGCUAAGUACUACAACCAGAUGAAAAAGUUCAUCUCUAUCCCCAUGCUCUUCCGGGGAGUGAAUGAUGUGCAAGAAAACUUAAUUUUCCCCAUUGUUAUGGACAGGAACGCCCACAGCUUCCUUGAACUCUAUAAGAAGACAGAAACCCUUUUCGCGAAUCUGGAGAGAGCAAAACUAAGAUUUCGGGACUGGGUGGUGCUUGGCUCCGUUAAUUUGGCGGAUUUCGUAAGUCAGUAUUGUCUUACGGCCGAAGAUUGGAAAAGAAAUUUCAAGCAUAUCAAAGCCAAGAGCCAGGAAUUUAGUAAGAUUACAAUAGAUGAAGAAAAAUUUGAUUGCAUCGUAGUUAAUUAUGCUCCAACCAAAGCGUAUGUGGACUACUUGAUAUCAGAACUAGAGAGUACGAUGAUUCGUUGUUUGCAGAGAUCAGUGUCUACGUCUGUGUCCUCUGUGCAAGAAUUCUUGACUGAAGCGACAGACACUCUCACCCGUCAUCCUCAGUCAGUAGAGGACAUUACUCAAGCAAAGACAAAACACCAGGAAUUCCUCAGCAGACGUGAACAGGUUUUGUUGGAAUGUAAAGAGCUAGAAGCAAAAAAUGAAUUCCUCGGAAAAUGGUCAAAACAUUCUAUGAUGGACUUGGGAAAUAUAAGAGUCUUAUGGGAAACUUUUGAGAACACUUUAUCCGACCAUCAUGAUAUUGUUGAGAGACAAAUGGAAAUCUUGAAGGCUAGCGUCUCUUCACAGCUCAAAAGCUAUCAACAAGAGGAAGAUCGCUUUGCUGCCCGCUGGUAUCAGUUCAAGCCUAAGAGCGAUCUGGAAAUAGAAGAUUCUGAGCAAAUACGUGGCAUUAUCUCUUUUUUGAAAGAGAAGCGAGCAGAGUUUGACGCGCUUUAUACCAUGAAUGAAAAUCUCUGGGCUGACAUCCGACACUUCAACCUUCCAGAGCCCACAUUCCAGAUCGAAGAUCUGAAAAAGGACUUAGAGAAAACUGAGGAAGUGUGGUUACUAUUUGAUGAAUUUCAUAACGAGAUGCAAACCUUUGCUAAGGAGGAAUGGAUUGUCUUUCGGAGCAAGAUGCAUAAUUUUGAAUCAUUCUUACAUGGAUGGGUGGACAAAAUUCGGAGUAAAGAAUCAACUGCUGAUGCUUCUGCGGUUUCCUUGAAAUUACAUCAAGAUAUCAAUGAUUACCUGGAUAUUCUACCACUGCUGAAAUAUUGUCGGGGCGAAACUUUCUCUAACCAGCAUUGGGGAGAGCUGUUCCGUCUACUAGAAAUGCCCACCGUGUCUGUAGAAGCCUUACAGUUAGGCCACUUUUUGAAAGUUAAGGCAGCAAUCAAAAGAAACAUCGAAGCGCUCAAGGCUUUGAAUGAGCGGGCCCAAGGAGAAGUGACGCUAAGAGAGGCUCUUAACGAGUUGGAUCUGUGGGGUGCUAAAACACGGUUUUCUCUUUUGGAGCAUCAGGAUUCCUCGUCUAAUACCUUAGUUCUUGUGAAAGACUGGAAGGAUCUUCUUAAUAAAGUAGGUGAAAACCAGUGCCUACUGCAGUCUUUGAAGGAUACAGCAUUCUACGAGCAUUUCAAAGACAGAGCUUCCAUAUGGGAUCAACGUUUGACUUUACUAGAUCGGUGCUUGCAUCAGCUGAACGUCAUUCAAAGGAAAUGGGUGUACCUGGAACCAAUUUUUGGUCGUGGUUCUUUACCAUCAGAAAGGACACGAUUCAUGUCUAUUUGCAAAGAAUUCAGGAUGGUAAUGGAUAGUAUCGCUCAAGACGAUCGUGUAAUCUCUCUUUUAUCUAUACCUGGUCUUCCUGGGGUCUUGGACACCUUGCAGGAUCAACUCAUGCGUUGUCAGAGGGCGCUCAACACGUUUCUGGAGGAAAAGCGCUCGGCCUUUCCUCGGUUUUACUUCUUGGGUGACGAAGACCUGUUGGAAAUCCUGGGACAAUCUACACGUGCUGCAGUAAUUCAGUCUCAUUUGAAGAAACUUUUUGCUGGCAUUCAUCGCGUGCAGUUCGACGAACAGGACGCCACUGCUAUCACCGCUAUUGUGUCAGCAGAAAAUGAAGUUGUUCCACUCAACAGGAAAGUGUCUGUCACCUCAGAUAUUGAAAUAUGGCUGCAACAAUUAGCUGACGAAAUGAAAAGCACUUUGCAGUCCUUGUUAAUGGAAUGUCUUCGAAUGAGUCGCCAAGGCGCUGGUAACAGUCUUAAUCCCCUACAAUACCCUACCCAAGUACUCUGUCUGAGCGAGCAAAUCCUGUUCGUGGAACGAUGUGAAAUGGCCAUCUCCAGGAAUUCCUUAUCCUCCUUCUUGCAAGAGCUGCAAUCUCAGCUCGAGGCAUACACGAGCAUGGAUCUUUUUCUUCCCUCUGAAAUGUCGUUGCUCAAACUCAAGCUGAAGGCUCUUGUCUUGGACAUCAUUUACGACAUAUCUGUUGUUGAAGAUCUAUUGAGGGACAAAGCGCGAAGUAAGGAAGAUUGGACGUGGCAAAGGAGGCUGAGAUUCUAUGUUAGUAGAGAUGGCAGUGUGGUCGGCCGCAUGGUAGACGCUGAGUUUGAGUACAGCUAUGAAUAUCAAGGCAUCGCUCCAAAACUAGUUCAUACACCUUUGACAGACAAGUGCUAUCUCACUCUUACUCAAGGUAUGCAUAUGGGUAUGGGUGGGAACCCGUACGGUCCUGCUGGUACUGGAAAGACAGAAUCGGUAAAAGCUCUGGGAUCUUUGUUCGGACGUCAAGUUCUGGUUUUCAACUGUGAUGAAGGCAUAGAUGUUAGGUCCAUGAGUCGCAUCUUCGUGGGGCUAGCGAAAUGCGGCACCUGGGGUUGUUUUGACGAAUUCAACCGUCUUGAAGAAUCAGUGUUGUCUGCUCUCUCCGUCCAAAUUCAGCUUAUACAGACAGCCCUCAAAAUGAAAACUCGAGAAAUUGAGCUCGAUUCCAAAAAGGUAAACAUCGAUUUCAAUGCUGGGAUCUUCAUCACUAUGAAUCCAGCUGGCAAAAAAUACGGCGGUAGACAGAAAUUGCCGGAUAACUUGAAACAGUUAUUCCGUCCAGUAGCAAUGACGAGCCCUGAUAACGACUUGAUCGCCGAGGUUAUACUUUUCUCUGAAGGGUACAAGCACUCGAAAGAGCUGGGGCGCAAAGUUGUCGCAAUUUUCUCUCUUGCAAGAGAAUUAUUAUCUCAACAACAGCACUAUGACUGGGGACUCAGAGCUUUGAAGACAGUUCUUCAGAGCUGUGGUGAGCAACUUCAAUCGAUGAAGAAAAACGCAGGCGGGAAGAAAAGCGUUGAGGUGGAUGCGGCAUUCGAGAGUGAACUAGUGGUUCGCUCCCUUCGAACUAACACACUGUCUAAGCUGACCUAUGGAGAUUGCCGCCGGUUUGAUGCUCUUAUACGAGACCUUUUUCCCGGAACCGCCUUUAAAAGCGUAAGUUAUGGAAAAUUGGAGGACGCCCUACUCGAAGCUUGCGCCAAGAUGAAGCUAGUUCUUUCCGAGAAUCAGCUCAAGAAAGUACUGGAAUUGCAUGAACAGCUACAGCAGCGGAUGGGUGUGGUACUGGUAGGACCCAGUGGGUCAGGAAAAUCCACUUUGCGCAAGAUACUAGAGAAAGCUCUUCUGAUUUUGGGCCAGCAAGUCAAGUGCUACAUCGUGAAUCCGAAAUCUAUGCCGAAACCGCAACUUCUUGGUUAUAUUGAUCUUGAUACCCGGGAAUGGCAUGAUGGAGUGCUCACUUUCAGCUCACGACAAGUGAUAAAAGAACAAGAUGGUAAGAUGUUACUGUCGUGGAUAGUGUGCGACGGUGACAUCGACCCCGAGUGGAUUGAAUCCCUCAAUUCUGUUCUGGAUGACAAUCGUCUGCUGACUAUGCCAUCAGGCGAGAGGAUUCGCUUUGGUUCUCAAGUUAAUUUCAUCUUUGAAACACACGAUCUCAGCUGUGCCUCGCCGGCCACCAUUUCUAGAAUGGGCAUCAUUUUCCUCAGUAAUGAGGAUGUGAACGUGCGAUCCUUAGUUACUGCUUGGUUACAGCUAGCGGAAGAGGACAGCCGCCUUAUUUUACAAACAUUCAUUGACGAUUUCUUCUACAGGGCUCUUGAUUGGACUCUCAAGCAGAAUGAUUUCGUAUUGGAAACCUCCCUUGUGGGGACAGUAAUGAGUGCCCUUUCUCACCUGAAGGAUGUAAAAAAUGUUCCUCAAUUCUCCAUGGCACUUGCCAGGGGCUUAGGGAACAACUUGAGAAAACCAGCCAAGGAAGCUCUUAUCAGAGAGGUGUUUUCCUGGACUGGCUGUUCUUUACCUGAUCCUAAUUAUCCUUUAAAUACUUACUACGAUGAACGCCUAGGCAGAAUGGAUACUUAUCAUUUACAGGAAAUGGAAGACGCUAGCGUACACCUGGAGGACCCAAGUUCUCUUUCAGUGGUACCAACAGAAGAUUGCCUGCGAAUGAUGGACUCACUGGCACCUUGGCUCUCCGAUUUGCAGGCGCAACCCUUCUUACUGGUGGGACCAGAUGGAUGUGGAAAAAGCACGAUCCUGCGUAGUUGUUUACGCCGCUUGGGAUCGAUUGGCUUCUCAACAGUGUCAUGUAAUGCACAAACCGGACCGCAGCAUGUACUACAGAAAUUAGGUUCUCAAUGUGCAGUGAUUGGAGCCCAAGGUGGACGCAUCUUGCGCCCUAGAGAGCACGAGCGACUCCUCCUCUAUCUAAAAGACCUUUGCCUGCCCAGAGCUGACAAAUGGGGCACCUCGCAGCUUCUUGCAUGGUUGCAACAGGUGCUGACGUACCACGGCUAUUAUGACGAAAAUGCAGAGUGGAUUUGGAUAGAAGGCAUUCAAAUCGUGGGAUCAGUAAGCAGUACCUCACUGGCCGGAAGAACUACUCUGAACGCCCGAUUCACAAGUCUCAUGCACAUCUGUGCAGUUGACUAUCCGAGCCAAGAGCAGUUGCAGAGCAUUUACCGGCGAGCAUUGAGUCCAAUUAUUAUGGAGGCAUUGCCACGGCAUCAAGUCUGGAGCAGUGCUGCAGAGAUCCGACGACUUGUUGGUUCCAUGGUGCAGCUCUUGGAAGCUAUGCGCAAUGAAUUCAGCAGUGAUGUGCACAGCCAUUGCCGAUUUACUCCUGUUGAUUUGACUCGGUGGGUAAUGUCCUUAUUUCGGCACCCUCUUUCACAAGAAGGUGAUUCUACUCCGGAUGCUCCAGAAGGCCUCUUGAGAGCAUGGGCGUAUGAAGCGGCCCGCAUUUUCCGAGACAGACUUAUAAACCAAGAGGCAAGAAACAAGUUUGAGGCUCUAAUUUUCUCCAUUUUACGCAAGGAUUGGGGUGUAUCCAUUGGAAAUGUAAACGAUGUAUACUACGUAACUGGUGGAAGCCUUUCCGGUGAUAAAAAUGGUUUUGGUAGGUCACUUGAAAAGUUGACAAGCGAGGAGUGGAUGUUAACGGUAGAGAAGAACAUCAACUUUUAUAGUCAUGAGGUACGUGAGACUGAAGCUGUGGUGUUUCGCGAAGUGCUGGAUUCAAUGGCUCAAGUGGACAGGGUAUUAUCUCAAAUGGGAGGUUCCCUCCUCCUUGUGGGACGAAGUGGGUGCGGUAGAAGACUGGCUGCCACUGUAGUAGCUCACGCUCACCAGCUACAUGUUCUUACACCAAAGAUAAAUGUCGGAUACGCCUACAAACAGUUCUGCAACGACCUGAAGACAGCUAUGCAAAUGAGUGGGAUCGAAGGUCGGGAUGUUCUUUUCUUGUUAGAAGAUCAUCAGAUUUUGGAGGAUCGAUUCCUUGAAAUGGUAGACAGCUUACUUUCAUCUGGUGAGGUGCCUGGACUCUAUACGCCCCAAGAAUUGGAGCCAUUGGUCGCUCCCCUCAAGGAUGCAGCUGCUCAAGAGGGAUUCCGAGGAUCUAUGACAAACUAUUUUGCACAAUGUGUUAGACGUCGCUUGCACGUUACCCUAGUAAUGGAUUUUACACAUCCGCAGUUCCAGUUUCGGUGUCAAAGCAAUCCUGCACUCUACAAGGCGUGUUCCAUUCUUUGGUUGGAUGAUUGGAGCGAGGAGAGCAUGUUGCAGAUUCCGAGACUGCUCAUAUCAGGCAAAGAAGAAAAGUAUGUGGACACAGAUCAAGAUGGAUUCUAUGAAAACUUUUAUCGGAUUCACAGGAAAAGUGGAAAGAAUUCAAGAUCACCCAGGAAAUAUAUUGCAUUCAUUCAAAAUUAUAGGGACAUAUUUUCUAGGAAGUGUGCCGAAAUUGAAACUCGGAAAACCCAUUUACAGGCUGGUGUUUCAAAACUUGAAGAAGCUCGUUCCUUAGUUGAUCGACUGAACUCGGAGGCCCAAGAGCAAAGUGCUUUGCUUGCUGAAAAGCAAGCAGAGGCCGAUGAGGCCUUGCGCCUUAUCACUACCAGUAUGUCGAACACAGGAGAUCAGAAAAUUGAACUGGAAAAGCUGAAGACUAAAAUUGAAGAAGAAAAUAUCAAACUCUCCAAACGUAAGAAAGACAUUGAUCUAGAAUUAAAAGAAAUCGAACCCAUCGUUCAAGAAGCAAAAGCAGCUGUAGGUAAUAUCAAGUCAGAGUCUCUGUCUGAAAUUCGAUCACUUCGAGCACCGCCUGAUGUUAUUAGAGACAUUCUCGAAGGGGUUCUCCGUCUUAUGGGAAUUUUUGAUACAUCAUGGGUUAGUAUGAAAAGCUUUCUUUCAAAACGAGGAGUGAAGGAAGAAAUACUGGCCUUCGAUGCCCGCAACAUCUCUCCGGAAAUCAGGGAAAGUGUGGAGAAGUUGCUUAAGAAAAAUGCAGAAUCUUUUGAUUCGAAGAAUGCCAAACGAGCAUCUGCCGCCGCUGCUCCCCUUGCUGCUUGGGUAAAAGCCAAUGUUAUCUACUCACGUGUAUUGGAGAAAAUAAAACCUUUAGAGAAGGAGCAGGGAAAGCUUAAACAUAACUUAGCUUCGACUGAGAAACGCAUUACAAAGCUAAGUUCGGCAUUGGUGGAUGUCGAGGAGGAGGUCUCCGUGCUGAGAGAUCGUUUGAACAAAUUCACGAAAGAGGCAGCUCAGAUUGAGAUUAAUCUAAAGAAGGCGAACGAAACCAUCGCUUCAGCCCAGUCACUUGUUACCAAGCUCGAGGACGAAUACAGCAGAUGGACUUUGCAGCUUCAAGAAAUUGACCAGCAGCAGAGUGAAUUGCCAUUGAAGACACUCUUAGCGGCUGCGUUUGUCACCUAUCUGUGUGGAGAACCGGAAGACAAACGGAGGUCAGUGAUUUUAUCGUGGUGCAAGGAUUUUGGAGUAAAGAGGUUUUCUCUGGAACAGGUCCUCAGUUCUGAAAGAGAACAGCUCAUUUGGAAGAACGAAGGUCUGCCUUCUGAUGCUUUAUCAAUUGAGAACGCCAUCUGCAUUUUACAGAAUUCAUUAAUCCCUUUCUUAAUCGAUCCCUCUUCUCGAGCGACAGAGUGGCUCAAGAACCAUAUGUCGAAUUCCCAGCUGGAAGUCGUGAGCCCUCACGACGCCACUUUUGUGACUUCUGUGGAGAUGUCUGUUCGGUUUGGGAAGACUCUGCUCAUUCGGGAUGUGGAUGCUAUCCAUCCGAUGCUUUUCCCUCUUCUACGUAGGGAUCUUGUCAAUCAAGGUCCAAGAUAUGUGGUGCAAAUUGGUGAGAAAACGGUGGAUUACAAUAUGCACUUCAAACUGUUUCUAGUCACAAAAUAUUCAGAAAUCGAGUUACCUCCCAACUUUCGUGCUGUUCUCUCAACUGUAAAUUUCAGCACCACUAGGGCAGGACUCACUGGACAGCUCUUAGCAGCGGUAUUGCAGAAGGAGAAGCCAGAAUUAGAAUUGAGACGCUCGGAACUGCUUCGUCGCGAGGAAGAGAUGAAGUUGCAGAUGACACAAUUGGAGGAAUCCCUUCUUCAGGAAUUGGCCUCAGCUCGAGGUAAUAUCUUAGAAAACGAAGAACUGAUCGCAUCGCUCAACAAGACGAAAAGCAGCAGCAAUGAGCUAGCAGCUGGCCUUAGAGAAUCACGGGAGCUACAAACCUCGCUGGAAGAGGAGAGAAAAGUGUAUCUUCCUCUGGCAGAGUUUGGAAGUUGCUUGUAUUUCCUUAUACGUGAGCUUCGAAAAUUGAACAACAUGUACUGUUUCAGUUUGACAUCUUUCUUCAAUUUGUUUCACUCUACACUGGAAGCUCCAAUGAGCACUCGUAGCAGUGGUAACAAGAUCCAGGAUCUCAUCAAAACGUUGCAAAAUAUCACGUACGAAUCCGUCUCUAGAUCUCUUUUCAAGGCCGAUCGUCUAACGUUUGCUCUGCAUCUUGUACACGGUAUCUUUCCCAGGCUCUUUGAAGAACAGGAGUGGGAGGCUUUUACUGGUAUCUUGUUGACGGAAACCAAGUUUGAUCCGGAAGAACUAAAAGCGUCAUUGCCAGGGUGGUUGGAAGAAGACAGAGCCCUCUCAGUUGCUUUGCUCAAAGCAACAUUUCCUCAAUUAUUUAGCGUGCUGCAGUUGCAAGACUCCCGUUUAUGGGAAGGCUUCGCAAAAAGCAUUCGUUGUGAAGAAUCUUUCCCUUCUUCCAUCCACUCCAAGAUCAGCCUUUUCCAACAACUGUUGUGUGUGCAAGCUUUGCGUCCUGACCGUCUCCAAAGUGCGGCUGCCCUGUUUGCAUCCAGAGCUCUUGGACUAGAAGAGCUAUUUCCGCAGGCAGUGAAACUGAAGAACCUCCUCAGCCCUCGUAAUACAGAACCAAUUCUGAUCAUAUUGUCAACCGGAGUGGAUCCUUCCCAAGAGUUGUAUGAGCUGGCAUCUUCUGUUGUCGGUUCAGAGAAUUACUUGCAGGUAUCCAUGGGACAAGGUCAGUUGGAGGUGGCCAUCGAAAACUUGCGUUCUUGUGCCAGUGAGGGUCGGUGGCUAUGCCUAAAGAAUCUCCACUUAGUGACGCACUGGCUUCCCAAUUUGCUCAAGGUGUUCUCUAGCUUAACACCAUCUUCAAAAUUCCGUUUAUGGCUAACUUCUGAGGUCCAUCCUAAUUUCUCUCCUGUAUUCCUCGAAAUGUGUAUUAAGGUCACUUAUGAGGCACCACCCGGAAUUCGGCGGAACAUGAUGCGAAGUUACGAUUCGUGGUCUCCAUCUUUCUUGUCAAAAGGAGGUAGCGCUCUUCGCUCGAAAACACUUUUCGUACUCGCGUGGUUCCACGCCCUUAUCCAAGAAAGACGAACCUUAUAUCCCGCAGGUAAAUGUCCUUUUUGCAUGGGAUGGACAAAGUUUUAUGAGUUCAGUUCUGCUGAUUUACGAGUAGCUACUGAUGUCAUUGACCGAAUAUGCGGGAGUUCAGAUCAAGGCAUCAUGUGGGAACAUGUACGAGGACUCUUUGAAACGGCUGUUUAUGGGGGCAGGAUUGACGACUCAUUUGAUUUAAGAGUCCUCUCUUCCUAUCUCAAAGAAUUUUUCGACCAAAAGACAAUGACUGGACGAAAACUAGCUGGUGGAGCCCUUGUCAUGCCUACAUCUGUAGACUACAAGGAGCAUUUGCAGGCUGUGCGCAGUUUGCCAGAUUCUGACGAUCCGGAAUUAUUCGGACUGCCUCGCAAUAUCGAACGGUCAGCUCAGUGUAACGCUAGUCGACGGAUGAUCGAGCAAUUGAAGAAACUGCUGAGGCCUACUGAGAUCGCCGACAGAUUCGAUGUCCGCCGGUGGAAUGCGGAACUUUCUCCAAUAUUGGUCCUCUGGAAAAAACUCAACCAGGGUUCACAACUGAUCCAUCUGCAGCUUCAAGGUUCUAAUGACGAGGGUGGUGGUGAAGAUGAAGAUACACCACCUGUAUUAUCUUUUAUUCGUCAAGAGUAUCGGUCUGGUGUACGGUUGUUGCAAACUGUCCAUGCUUCCCUUGCUUCGAUUAGCAAGGUCAUUCGGGGAGCCAUUCUGCUUACUGAUGAAAUCCAUCGAUUGGCUACAUCACUUCUCAAGCACGAGACUCCUAUGGCUUGGCAGCGUCGUUGGGAAGGACCCGAGGACCCACUUUCCUAUUUACGGGCCACUGUGCGCCGUGCGACAGCCCUGGCUCAAAAUUGGCUUCCCGAGGCGGAAGCCGGUGAUUUAUUACAGAGCGGUCUCGAUCUCUCCCAUCUUUUUCACCCAGAUACCUUUCUCAAUGCUCUACGGCAGCAGACUGCGAGAGAAUGCAAAGUGUCCAUGGAUAAUUUAAAAUUUGUCUGCAACUGGAAAGGAAAGAUCUCCCAGUCCAAGAUCAGCGUCACAAUCACUGGCAUCUACUUGGAAGGGUGCCUUUUCGACGGACACCAACUUUCGGAGUGCCAACAUGAUUCUGCGGUUGUGUCUUUAGUACCAACUUUUGCCGCUGCAUGGAUACCGAAAGAUUUUCCCUCUUCGUACCGGGAAGACGAGAUGAUAUCUAUGCCCAUUUACUUCACUUCCGAUCGUGAGCGAAUUGUCACUUGCAUCAGUUUACCAUGUGGGGGAGAGCAAGAUCGAUGGGUGCAAUCUGGGGCUGCACUCUUUCUCAAAAACAGCUGAAGCUUUG